Messenger RNA from Klebsormidium nitens, 2975 nucleotides. Lineage: Eukaryota; Viridiplantae; Streptophyta; Klebsormidiophyceae; Klebsormidiales; Klebsormidiaceae. The record is from the annotation of a GenBank genome assembly.
UAGAGUGUAGUGAGGGUAGAGGUGGACUAGACGGCGAUGAGACAGAGAAGCACAGGGUCAGCAGUGGAGAAGACAGGGGGAAUGGAAAAGCAAGGGUCGCGGACGCACCGGGUUUCAAGAGAGUCGAACUUGGGAAGGAUGCUGUACAAGGGUUUGUCAGGGUCUGCGCAAGCUGUGUUUGCCCAAGCACGACAUGCACACAUAGCGACAUGGGCCAUCGCGUGGCUCCGGUCAUGCCACAGAGCGCUGAGGGCGUCCAGGUGGAGAUCCCAAAGCGAGUGCGUUCAACGGACAGCUGGGAGGUGCAUGACCCCCUUGUGUUGUUGCUAAAACGACCACGGACGGUUAGCCAGCUUGGGGCCCCGGACUUCGAGGACUUGAGCAACAUGGGUUGUUUGUGCGCACCUUGCCCGAAGGAGAGGCCCCCUUGCGGGACAACUUGGAAGGGCUUGGAUCAGAGUGCCCACAUCCACUCACUGGCCUGGUCGCAAGAGGUCAAAACCCGAAUCUACUGCUGCGCCUGCCCGGAGGCCCACACCAUCUACUACAACGGCGAGUCACUGGGGCUGUACACGUGGACCAGAAACGUGAUCGUCACGCAGGAAUCUUGCCAGCGGCUACUUCGGAUUAUUCAAAAUACGGGCUCCGCCACCAACGCCCUGAUUGCCAGCGAACAGGAGGUUCGCCGGCUCUAUAGUCCUGGGGGCGUAUCGUUGUCGGAGGAGAGCUGGCGCAAGGCCAGUUUGGCCUUCUUCCGUCUCUGCGGCCGCUCAAUUCUAGAGUGUUGCAGCAUAUGUGGCAUUCAUCCGGAGGUGAUGCUCUGCGACGGAAUCGCAGGGCUUGCGUGUGCUGACGGGGGCCGGCAAAAGGGGGGUUUGGCUGGUACGAGCACGGAGGGGGUGAGGCCUUUCACUGCGCCCAGCCGAGAUGAGGCCGGCGCGCCGGUUGUGAAAACAAUGGAGGCGGGUACCAAUUUCUGCUCUGUGGCACUAGAUGGACAUGGACUCAAGCGUCGGCUGGUUCACCAACCUGAAGUGCGGGCGCUUCUGGCAAGGUUUAGCCAGCAUCAUCCCGGAGAUCCUCUCUGCAACAAAGAGUACGACGAACUCCUGGUGGCGCUAGAGCGAGACGAUGUGGAGGUCGUGUCCGAUUUUAUGAGGAUCACCGACUAUGGCGAAGAUGAAGACCCGAUGCUCUUUCAUUGGAGGCGUCGGAUCCUCACCGACCAGAUCGGCCAAAUCAGAUUGAAGAACCGAGCGGUCCUCACAUUACUUGAGGGCAUAGAGGCGGAGGUGAUUGCGGGUGGCGGCCACCAGCCCAUCAGGUGUCCUAAGCAGUGGAGAGAGGUUCUCUACGGGUUAGGGGCACCUUUCGGGGUCUCGGAUGACAGCAACCCUAUCCGGCACGGUUUGGCGCUUGGUGUGGUCAGAAAAAUGCUGCUCGGGGAAGCUGCUAGUGCGGGGAAUAAGGUGAUCCUAGCAGAGCAUGCCCCCAUUCUUCGGCGCCUGCUCGAUCACUCUGGUGACUUCUUUCCCACCUACUUCCUGCCGGCGCUCCACCAUUUGUACCGGCUAACUCUUUUUGGCCGCGGGGCAGUGGGGCUUGGGGUGGGCCGGGCUGGUUGGGCGCACUCGGCAGUUGAAGGGCUCGACCUCUGUGUUUGGCUGGAACGGUCUCGCAUGUCAGAGCCGGGGGCAUGGUGGAACGAUGACCGGCAGCAAGCUUAUGCAUUUUGGAAGGCCCGAGCAAACAUGCUGCUUCCAGGAGUCGAGACUUUAAAACCCCCGCCCCCGGAGGUAUACCCUCUCAACCAAGCAGAGAGCGUGCUUUUGAAUGAGCGCCUGGGCUUGCAACCGGACGGAAACCUUCCCCAAUCCCUCCCUCCAAACCAUCCCUUCGGACAAGAGCAACGAGCAUUAGGCUGCUACCCUUUGCCCGGAUGGGAACAGUUACGACCUACUCCUCAGUACAAGCCUUUUGAGGACGAGCUGGGCACGUCGGUGGAUCGGAGCGAGGAGCAUCGGUGUAAGACCGGACUCACGGUGGGGGCGUUCGAUGCCAAGAUUGCCGCUGAAAGCGGAAGCAAGUCCGCCAAAAGGCUUCAGCAACACACCAAGGGGGGCUUUGUGUUCUGCUGCCCCCACCGAGUAAUCUAUGGAUUCCAUGUGAUGCUGCGAGGGGAGUCUCCGCGUGAUCCUUUUACGGUUCUUUACACGCGCCUGCACCGGCACCACCUUCCUCGCUACUUGAUCUACGACAAUGCCUGCAAGCUGCACGCCUACUGCAUGCGCCGCGAGCCGGCGUUCUUUGCUGAUGUACGGUUUCUGGUCGACAGAUUUCACUUCCAAAAAACCGGGUGCGGUGAAGCACACAAGUGCGGGCCAUCCUUUAACCCAGAUUACUACGACCCAGUUGAGGGGAGUGGCCAGCGCCCAAUCCCGUUCACCAGCGCACGAGGUCUGGUGACCAUCAUCAACCUCCUGCCGGGCAAGAAGGCCGCUCAGUUCCGCCUCAAGUGCGCAGAUGUGGUCGUUCGUUAUCUCGGUGGGGACGAGAGCCUCGUGGCAGAGAUCAGGCGCAACAAGGAGGUACAGAGUCAACUGCCAGCCGAGCAUCCCGCCCGCGUGUUCGGAGAGACCGUCGAGGCCGAGGGUGGCAGAGCAGACCCAGAAGAGAUCGACUUGCUCAAGAAGAUCAAACGACAGAAGCUCGAGAACGAGCUGGCGAGCGAGCAACGCAAGUUGGAGACUCACGAGCAACGCAAGCUGGCAAACGACGCUCUUCAGCUCCAAGUAGCCAGAUUCGAGAUAGGGGCCAACACGUUCCGCCAUCUGGCCCAGGAUGCACCGCCUGUCGCCGUACAGAUCCGAAAGGGGGUUUGCGUGUGCCCUCUUCCUCACGGACGAAGACACAUCCAUCGCCCAACGUAUACAGAUGCGGGUCACUGUGCUCACGGUCCCAAAGGCAGAGUGUAA